AUGGUAGAGAGAGACAACGAAGCAGAAGGUGUAGAUAAGGCGAUGAUUCCUCUGCUAAGGGAUCAACAUGAACCGGAGGAAGACAGAGACAUAUUAGUUGAGACUAAAAAGCUAUGGCGUAUUGUUGGACCAGCCAUAUUCACAAGAAUCUCGACCUAUUUGAUCCUCGUCAUCACUCAGGCCUUUGCCGGUCACCUCGGCGAGCUCGAACUCGCAGCCAUCUCCAUCGUCAGCAACGUCAUCGUCGGCUUCAACUUCGGCCUCCUCCUUGGAAUGGCGAGUGCGUUGGAAACGCUGUGCGGUCAAGCGUUUGGAGCAAAAAAAUAUGACAUGUUGGGAGUGUAUUUGCAGCGGUCUUGGAUUGUUCUUUUCUUGUGGUCCAUCUUGUUACUCCCUAUGUACUUCUUUGCUACUCCGAUUUUGAAGUAUUUUGGCCAGCCUGAUGACAUAGCCCAGCUCUCCGGUACUGUAGCCCUUUGGGUUAUUCCUAUCCAUUUCGCAUUUGCCUUCUUCUUCCCUCUCAACCGUUACGCCACUUGUGGCGGUUGUCCACUCACUUGGACUGGUUUCUCCAUCGAAGCUUUCACCGGACUUUGGGAAUUUGCUAAGCUCUCUGCCUCCUCCGGAGUCAUGCUUUGCUUGGAGAGUUGGUAUUAUAAGAUUUUGAUUCUGAUGACUGGAAAUCUGAAAGAAACAAAAAUUGCUGUCGAUUCUCUGUCUAUAUGCGUACGAGUGGCGAAUGAAUUAGGAGCAGGCAAUGGAAGAGGAGCAAGAUUUGCAAUGAUCAUAUCAGUGACAGAAUCGCUAAUCAUUGGUUUAAUAUUUUCGGUUCUUGUAGUAUUUUUGCAUGAUCAAAUCGGUUGGAUCUUCUCUUCAAGUGAAACCGUUAUAAAAGCAGUCACUGAUCUCUCUAUCCUUUUAGCCUUUACGAUUCUUCUCAACAGUGUCCAACCGGUUCUUUCCGGGGUUGCGAUUGGUUCGGGUUGGCAAUCAUUCGUGGCGUAUAUAAAUUUGGGAUGCUAUUAUUUCAUCGGUCUUCCACUUGGAUUUGUCAUGGGAUGGAUUUUUAAGUCUGGUGUUAAGGGCAUUUGGGCUGGUAUGAUAUUCGGAGGAACCGCGGUUCAGACAUUGAUAUUGAUAUUUAUUGUUAUGAGAUGUGACUGGGAGAAAGAGGUAAUUCAAUGGAGUCCCCACUCAAAAUGCUUUGCUCUCACAUAUACUCUUCACUCUCGUCCACGUUCUUUACUUAUCAAGAAGAUGGGAGAAAGAGAAUACGAAGCGGAAGGUGUAGAGAAGGCGAGGAUUCCUUUGUUGAGGGAUCAAUACGAAGAAGGAGACAUAAAGAGAGAGACAUGGAUCGAAACGAAGAAGCUAUGGCGUAUCGUUGGACCGGCAAUAUUCGCCAGAUUCUCGACCUUUUCGAUCUUCGUCAUCACUCAGGCCUUCGCCGGCCACCUUGGGGAGCUUGAACUCGCCUCCAUCUCCAUCGUCCACAACGUCAUCGUUGGCUUCAACAUCGGCCUCCUUCUAGGAAUGGCGAGUGCGUUGGAAACGCUGUGCGGGCAAGCGUUUGGAGCAAAGAAGUAUGACAUGUUAGGAGUGUAUAUGCAGCGAUCUUGGAUCGUUCUCUUCUUAUUCUGCACAUUGCUCCUUCCCAUGUACUUGUUUGCGUCUCCGAUUCUUAAAUUCUUCGGACAGCCUGAAGACAUUGCCGAGCUAUCCGGCACCAUCGCCGUCUGGACUAUUCCUACUCAUUUCGCGUUUGCCUUCUAUUUCCCUCUCAGCCGAUUCUUCCAGUGCCAGCUUAAGAAUAGGGUGGUUGCAAUUUCUUCCGGGGUGGCACUUCUAGUUCACAUAUUUGUGUGCUGGCUUUUUGUGUACGGUCUUAAACUUGGAGUCGUAGGGACCAUGGCUACUGUUAACGUGUCAUGGUGGCUCAAUGUCUCCAUCCUAUUUAUUUACGCCACUUGCGGCCGUUGUCCACUCACUUGGACUGGUUUCUCCGUCGAAGCUUUCUUUAAACUAUGGGAAUUCACUAAGCUCUCAGCGUCCUCUGGAAUCAUGCUUUGCUUGGAGUAUUGGUAUUAUAGGAUUCUAAUAAUGAUGACUGGAAAUCUGAAGGAUACAAAAAUUGCUGUCGAUUCUUUGUCUAUAUGCAUGUCAAUAAAUGGUUUGGAGAUGAUGAUACCACUUGCUUUCUUUGCCGGGACUGGCGUACGAGUGGCAAAUGAGUUAGGAGCAGGCAAUGGAAGAGGAGCAAGAUUUGCAAUGAUAAUAUCAGUGACAGAAUCAUUAAUCAUUGGAAUAAUACUAUCGGUGUUUGUAGUAUUUCUUCAUGAUCAAAUCGGCUGGAUUUUCUCUUCAAGUGAAACUAUCAUUGAAGCAGUUAAUGAUCUCUCUAUUCUUCUAGGCUUAACGAUUCUUCUCAACAGUAUACAACCGGUUCUUUCUGGUGUUGCUGUUGGUUCGGGUUGGCAAUCAUUCGUUGCAUAUAUAAACUUGGGAUGCUAUUACUUCAUUGGACUUCCACUCGGAUUUAUCAUGGGAUGGUUGUUCAAGUCUGGUGUCAAGGGCAUAUGGGCUGGUAUGAUACUUGGAGGAACCGGGAUUCAAACAUUGAUCCUGAUCUAUAUUGUCAUGAGAUGUGACUGGGAAAAAGAGGCACAAAAAGCAAGUGUGCACGUCAAGAAAUGGUCUGUCUCAAACUCAAGAAAUUGA
This is a messenger RNA of Eruca vesicaria subsp. sativa (arugula), 2718 nucleotides long. Lineage: Eukaryota; Viridiplantae; Streptophyta; Magnoliopsida; Brassicales; Brassicaceae. The record is from the annotation of a GenBank genome assembly.